UGAAACUCAAUUAUAUUGAAAAGAAAGAGGGAAAAGUAAAAAAAUCCGCAGUAAAGCUUUUCACAGAAAUCAGCAAAGCUCUUCUCUCCUCCUACAGUCGUCGGCUUCAGUCUUAUUCGGUAGAAAAUUCACUGCAAAAAAAAAAAAAAAAAACAAAAACCAGCUAAGCAAAAGCGGCCAUGGGGAGGGGAAAGUUCAAGGGAAAGCCCACCGGUCGGCGCCAAUUCUCCACUCCCGAGGAGAUGAUGGCUGGUACAUCUGCAUCUCGUCCUCGAACUUUUAAAAAGGAAGAAGCUGAAGUUGAGGAAGUAGAGAGUUCAGAGUCUGAAGAGGAAUCUGGAGGAUCUGAUGAAGAAUCAGAAAAACGGAAGGGUACACAGGGCAUCAUUCAGAUUGAAAAUCCUAAUCUGGUCAAGCCUAAGAAUCUGAAAGCCAAAAAUGUGGAUAUUGAGAAAACCACUGAACUUUCCAGACGUGAGAGGGAAGAGAUAGAGAAGCAGCAAGCUCAUGAACGGUACAUGAAGCUCCAAGAACAAGGGAAAACAGAACAAGCUAGGAAGGAUUUAGAGCGUUUGGCCAUGAUAAGGCAACAAAGAGCAGAAGCUGCUAAAAAGCGAGAAGAGGAGAAAUCUGCUAAAGAGCAGAAGAAGUUGGAAGCUCGCAAAUGAUAUGAUUGCUGAUUGAUGAAUUCAAGAUUUUACUGGGUUCUAGUUAUAUGUAAAUUUAUUACAUACAGAUAAAAGUGCCUGUUGGGUUUUGCAAGUUUUUUAUACUUAGAUUGUUCUUACUGGAGGCUGGUUUGAGCUAUCCAUCUUUUAAUGCCUGGAACCUGAAUUUCUCUAUGUAUGGAACUUGUAUUUAGUUCCCUGUUCUUUGAUAACAAAUUUAACACAUAAUGGAUGGCUAAAUUGACUAA
This is a messenger RNA of Ipomoea triloba (trilobed morning glory), 916 nucleotides long. RefSeq names its product 28 kDa heat- and acid-stable phosphoprotein-like. Lineage: Eukaryota; Viridiplantae; Streptophyta; Magnoliopsida; Solanales; Convolvulaceae. The record is from RefSeq and is a predicted model, not a curated record. Gene Ontology annotation, molecular function: RNA binding. The transcript is spliced from 8 exons. Gene Ontology annotation, cellular component: cytosol. Bases 180 to 668 code for a protein of 162 amino acids.